AUGCCGUUUCUGAGUUAUGAGAUCGCACAGAUGACGAAUCUAAUUGCCACACUAUUGCUUCUUUUUGGGACGGUAGAAAUAGAGAGCAGAGUUUGCAGCGGGAUUGAUGAACCCGAGUUUCUACAUGUUUACAACGUUUGGCAGUUCCGUGGAUGUACGAAGAUUGACGGAAGCAUACGAAUUGUUCAGACUACCUUUGAUGGAGAUGUUUAUUACAACCGACCUGGUCUUCAUCCCGACGCCCUGUGGGCAUUCUCUGAAGUAAGAGAAAUCACUGGCUUUCUACUGGUGCAGGGAAAACAUCCUCAUUUUCGGAAUCUGGAUUAUUUCAGAAAUCUGGAGGUUAUUCUGGGGAACGAACUGUCUCCAACGUAUUCUUCUACUCUCAACAUUAUGGUUACCUCCAUUGAGUCGCUUGCACUUACCAGCCUUCGAAACAUAUCCAACGGAAAUGUGGUGAUUUAUGCCAAUCCCAACCUUUGUUACGUAAGAGCAGCUAACUUUGAUCAAAUUGUCCAAAGUGUUGACCAGAAAGUUAUCGUGAAAUCAAACGCUCCUCGAGGCCAAUGUGCAUUGGGCCACAAGACGUGCAGUUCAAGGUGCGACCGGAGACUGUGCUGGGGAAAAGGAAUCCGAAACUGUGUCGGCAACUUCGAGGAUUCCAACAAUAUUAUUGACUUUCUGGAUAAUAACUUUCUUUCAGGAUAAGACAUGAAAGCUACUUCCGGUUUCCAUUUAAUCGAAGCUUAUGGCAGGAAGUUUAUUGCUACUUAGCUCUACUUCUAUACAGUUUUGAUUUCAGUCACACCAGAUUUUGGUUUCACCAAACUGUCUGGAGUUCGGAAUGCAAAUGAAUAUUGUCAGUUGAGGUUUUGAAAAUCUUCUGCCCACUUUUGUCGAGCAAAGCAACAAUUCAAGUUUACUGUAUGGCAAGCCAAUAUCUCGCGUCACAUUUCAAUCAGAAUGGAUAAAACGACGUUGAUCGAUACAAACUGUGAUGCUGUUUACAUUCCAUUAUAUAGCAACACGACUAACACUUACUUAUAUAUUUUCUGUAUAUAUAAACUACUGGUUUUCAUCGAUUUAACUUAUCCAAAGAGCAGGGCACUUGGCAAUUCAUUUUAUAUGGCAAUUAACGAACUUUCGUCAUGAUACAGUUAAAGUGAAGAUUGCUUAAUAAGAUGAACGUAUCUGUUUUCGCAUCAU
Molecule: messenger RNA, 1206 nt
Organism: Ylistrum balloti
Lineage: Eukaryota; Metazoa; Mollusca; Bivalvia; Pectinida; Pectinidae
Product: epidermal growth factor receptor-like
Exons: 5
Coding region: 1-708 (235 amino acids)
Source: RefSeq, a predicted model, not a curated record